AUGAUUGUCCAAUCCUACAACUUUUCGCUUAAAUAUGAUAUCAUAAUGGCCACAUCAGGUAAGCUAAUUGGAGACUCGACUUCGUUGAUUGGAUAUACUUCUAUAGGAAGCAUUUUACUAUUUCAGAAUAAUACAUCAAAUUUCUUAAAUGUGAAAAGAGAAUUCAAAUCAUUGGGUGUGAUCAACCAAUGUCUCGUGAUGGCAAGUGAGAACACGUUGACAGUUCAUGAUGUUGAGAACAAUUUUGAUCAAUGCUUUAUUGAAGUGCAAGAUGGGAUAAAUACCUUGGCAAUUGGGUAAUAUUAUAAUGGCGAUUCUCUUUAAGAGUUAAUAUUCGUGGGAGGUAAUUGCAGUCUAUAAGGAUUCAAUGUAUAGGGCGAGGAGAUUUAUUGGAAUGUGGCAAGUGAUGAGGUUGCUGCAUUAUGUGUUUUCGGUUUCGAUAAUGAGAAUUAUAUUGUUAUUGGCACAACAGAUAAUUGUGUUAGACUCUUAAGAGGAGUGGACAUAGUAUUCCAAUUUAAUACUCAAUCUUUACCAGUUUCUUUUGCUGGAAUUAUCUAUUUCGAUCAAACUUAUCUUCUGACUGGUAUGGAAAAUGGAUCUAUUAAAUUACAUCGAUAAUAAUUGGAAUUGUGGCACAACAGUGAAGAUUAAGAAAAGAUAUUCAAACUCAUUUGCAAUGAUGAAAAUCAUUUCAUUGUGGGGAGAAGAAAUGGAUAGAUUGAAUUAAGGUCUUUGAUGACUGGUUAAUUGAUUUAAAAGUUAAAUUUGGAUGAAUAAUUGAGUGGAAUGCUUUAUUCUGAUCUAAGAGGUGUUGGAGUUAAUCAAAUUAUUGCAAUAUCCAAAUAAGGCAAUGUCAGAGGAUACACCGUUGUAGAUAAGGAUGCAGACAAUCUGAAUCUAUCUUAAAGUAGAAUUCUCACUGAGUUAACCUAAAAAAAACAAGAAUUGAUGUAAUAAAUGUAAUUAGAUAAAAUGCCUGUUGGGUUAGAUCUAAGAUGUGGAUUUUAGAAAAAUUACACUAAUUAAUGUUUAAAUUUAGUAUUCAUCCUAUCAGAACCUGGAUAUUAUAUCACUUAGGCUAUCAUAUUUCAUGACACAUAUUAUAAGGAAGGAUACAUAGUUAAUAAUCCUCAACCUUCAGAUAAAUUAUUUGCACCUCUGAAAUAAUUGGUUGAUAAUUAGAAGGUUAUUUUAAACUGUAAAGUGUUUGUUUCAUCAAAUCCUCAUGGAAAUUACUUUUUGAUUUUGGAAACAUCUCCCACCUUUCCUAAGUUUGCUAAUUUCUAAUAUGUUGAGUAAGAUCUUAAGAUAUCAUCAUUUGUUGAAGCCAAAAUUAAUGAAAGAGUUCCCAGAUAUGUUAAAUGGAUAGACUAGUGUUUCAAUAUCAAUGAGGAAGUCAAGAAAAAAUUCGAAUCUACAAAUGAGUUCAUAUUCAACACUAUUAAUAUUAUUAAUCAAUAAAAAUUACAGAUUCACGAAGGAAAGGUAACUAUCCGUUGUGAUUCCAUUGCCACUUGUGGUGACAUCAUUCAAGAUCUUUGUGACUUCAUCCAAAUCCAAGAUUUAAUGACAGUCGGAUAGUUCCCUGUUGAAAUGCAAGAGUUCAAAAAGGUACUUGAGGCUGUCCAAUAACAUAAAUCUUCCAAAUUAUAAAUUUCAGGUGAUGUUGCUGAAGCCAUGAAUCUUGUUAAAUCUUAUAUUGUUAAAGCUGAGGAUUCUAGAAUGAUUGGCGAUAUUAGGACUAUGCAAAAAAUGUAUGCUAAUGUGAUGGUUCAGAAUAAAGCCAUUUAGAGUGAACUCUAUAAAAAGAAAUAAAAUAAUGAUAUCUUAAUGAACAACUUAAAAGAAGUUAAUGCCAUGAUCAGCAACGCCAGUUAAUUGAGAGUUGGAAAUGCUAAAAUUGCCAUCACCAAUAUGUGUAGAAAUGCUGUUAAAAAGAAUAAUCUAUUGACACUUAUUGAAGUUAUUUAAUAAGGAAGAGAAAUUUGA
Messenger RNA from Paramecium tetraurelia, 1992 nucleotides. RefSeq lists its product as uncharacterized. NCBI's taxonomy places the organism in Eukaryota, Ciliophora, Oligohymenophorea, Peniculida, Parameciidae. The record is from RefSeq and is a predicted model, not a curated record. Gene Ontology annotation, cellular component: ciliary basal body; membrane; BBSome. The transcript is spliced from 2 exons. Gene Ontology annotation, molecular function: protein binding. Gene Ontology annotation, biological process: non-motile cilium assembly.